Messenger RNA from Mustela erminea (ermine), 1785 nucleotides. RefSeq names its product solute carrier family 30 member 8 (gene SLC30A8). The record is from RefSeq and is a predicted model, not a curated record. Gene Ontology annotation, cellular component: plasma membrane. Gene Ontology annotation, biological process: response to glucose; response to zinc ion; insulin secretion. The transcript has 8 exons. Lineage: Eukaryota; Metazoa; Chordata; Mammalia; Carnivora; Mustelidae. Gene Ontology annotation, molecular function: zinc ion transmembrane transporter activity. The coding region runs from base 119 to 1228 and encodes 369 amino acids.
UUUAGAAAGUAUGUGAAUGAUUGUAAGGCUGCUUUGCUUCCCAAACUGGGCAGUGAGGUAAAAACAACAGAAGCCACAACAACCACAAACAACAGCAGAAGCUUUCCUUCUGACCACCAUGGAGUUUCUGGAAAGAACUUACCUUGUGAAUGACAGAGCCACUAAGAUGUAUGCCUUCACCCUAGACAGUGUGGAACUCCAGCAGAAAGCCUUGAAUAAAGAUCAAUGUCCUGGAGAGAAGCCAGAGGAGCUGGAGUCAGGAACCAUCUAUCACUGCCACAACAACUCCAAGGCCACAGAGAACAGAGCAAACAAGCAAGUCUACGCCAAGUGGAAACUCUGUGCUGCUUCAGGAAUAUGCUUUGUUUUCAUGAUUGCCGAGGUCGUGGGUGGGCACAUGGCCGGGAGUCUUGCUGUCCUCACAGACGCUGCCCAUCUCUUAAUUGACCUGACCAGUUUCCUGCUCAGUCUCUUCUCCUUGUGGUUGUCAUCAAAGCCCCCUUCGAAGCAGCUGACAUUUGGAUGGCACCGGGCAGAGAUCCUUGGUGCCCUGCUGUCCAUCCUGUGCAUCUGGGUGGUGACUGGGGUCUUGGUGUACCUGGCAUUCGAACGGCUGCUCCACCCCGAUUACCAGAUCCAGGCGACUGUGAUGAUCCUAGUUUCCGGCUGUGCUGUGGCAGCCAACAUUAUGCUAAGCGUGAUUCUGCACCAACGACAUCCCAGUGACAAUCACAAGGACGUGCAACCUAAUGCCAGUGUCCAGGCAGCUUUUGUGCAUGCCCUUGGAGAUCUCUUUCAGAGCAUCAGUGUGUUAACCAGUGCACUUAUUAUCUACUUUAAGCCAGACUAUAAGCUGGCUGACCCAAUCUGCACAUUCGUCUUUUCCAUCCUGGUUCUGGCCAGCACCGUCACUGUGUUAAAGGACUUUUCCAUCUUACUCAUGGAAGGGGUGCCCAAGAACCUGACUUACGAUGGAGUGAAGGAGCGCAUCUGGGCGGUGGACGGAGUGGAGUCGGUGCACGGCUUGCACAUCUGGUCUCUAGCCAUGAACCAAGUGAUCCUCUCGGCUCAUGUUGUUGCAGCAGCCAGCCGUGACAGCCAGGCCGUUCGGAGAGAGAUUGUUCAAGUCCUCAGCAGCAGCUUUACGGUGCACUCACUCACCAUUCAGAUGGAAUCUCCAGCCGACCAGGACCCCGACUGCUUUUUCUGUGAAGACCCCCGGGACUAGCUCAGUCACAACGUCAACUGUUCGGUUUCGACGGGCCCCUAUAUGCUGCUCUGCAGUUCCCAACACAGAAGAAAGAAAGAACCAAAGGAAGAGGUUUGAGAAAUUCAUGAUACAGUCCAGUGCACAUUUCAUCCUUCUUCAUUGAGCUCCGCCCACUGUAAAUGAAACUCCAGUGAGAUUCAUCAGCCAAUUGGAUCAUCAACUCAUGGGUGGCUGUGUUCAGUUACAGGAAUGUGCGUAUAGCCUGUCCCUGACUGGGGCUGAAAUAACAGCUGUUUGUAACUGGAGGCAGUAAAAAGCUAGCCUCCCUUCAAUAAUGCAUCCUGAGGAUGAGUGGGUAAAACUGAAGUCGGGAAAGUCUUAUUAGGAGUUGGCCCCUGGGAAUUCUCCCAAAACGUGCGAAGCAAAAGAAGAGUCAAGUUCAGGGGGACUCUGGAGGUCUCAGACCACACUAUAAAUUGACUCUCUCAUGCAGUAUAAUAUGAUUGGGAGCAGUACCUUUGUGCUUCCUACUCACAUCACUAUUCCCUAAAUGGGGUUAGAAAGGUCCUCUUUCC